Molecule: messenger RNA, 2860 nt
Organism: Coccinella septempunctata (seven-spotted ladybird)
Lineage: Eukaryota; Metazoa; Arthropoda; Insecta; Coleoptera; Coccinellidae
Product: spondin-1
Exons: 13
Biological process (GO): cell adhesion
Cellular component (GO): extracellular matrix
Molecular function (GO): serine-type endopeptidase inhibitor activity
Source: RefSeq, a predicted model, not a curated record
ACUAGUCUGGAAAGUAAUGCGCAUCGCAUCCGUCUGAAGCCGUACGAGUUUUCGGUCAUCGGCCCAGUUCCAUUCGAGGUAAUUUUUCACCUUUAAUACACAUUCUCGCUCUUCUUCGAAUAGUGGAGAAGUACGAGAAUCAUGAAUCUCUGGGUCUUAAUCUACCUAUUGCUGUCGAUCGUACAUAGAGGAAAGGCAGACUGCGCCAAAAUUCCAGACGGGAUAAGCAGUCCCAGUUCUGUGCAGGAUCCAGUUCGUUUCGAGAUAGAAAUAUCUGGAAAUCCCGAUACCUACGUCGCUGGGGAGCAAUAUACAGUGUACAUACGGAGUAAGACUUCGAAACAAGAGGAUGGAAUUAAAUUCAUCAGGUUUGUGUUAUACCUCGAAAACUCAACUACUCCUAAUGGUGAUACGAAUUCCAACGUUGGAGUGUUGCAGUUAUACGGUGAUUCUCUGACAAGGAUGUCCGAAGAGUGCCCCAACAUGGUGGUUGAAACAGGCGCUCAGCCGAAGUCUGAAAUACAGGUUCUAUGGGUUGCACCUAGCACAAAAACAGGAUGCAUCUUCUUCAAGGCCAUUGUAGUGGAGACCCCUCAAUUGUGGUACAACGAACACGGACCUCUAUCAAAGAAGCUAUGCGGGGAGGUAGAGGACGAGGGUGAUUCCCAGCCUAGCAUUCUCCGCCAUUGUUGUGCCUGCGACGAAGCAAAAUACGAGGUCACAUUCGAAGGACUGUGGUCGAGGAACACUCAUCCUAAAGACUUCCCUCCAAACGGAUGACUAACACGGUUCAGUGACAUUAUAGGAGCCUCACAUACCGUUAAUUAUACCUUUUGGAGGUACGGGGACGUCGCCAGCGAGGGGCUGAGGCAGCUGGCGGAAAAUGGAAAUACGAGGAUGUUGGAGAGUGAACUCAAGGCGAAGAGCGACCAGAUCAGGACCAUCAUCAAGGCGAGAGGUAUAAGCUACCCCAAUAUAACCGGCAAAACAUUCGCAGUAUUCAGAGUAGACAAUCGACAUCAUCUCAUGUCCAUCGUUUCGAUGAUAGAUCCAUCACCUGAUUGGAUCGUUGGAAUCUCCAGUAUGGAGCUGUGUCAGCGAAAUUGCUCUUGGAUCGAAUUCAGAACGGUAAAUCUGUAUCCUUGGGACGUUGGAACCGACGACGGAAUUACAUACAUCUCCCCUAAUCAACCAUCUGUGCCAAGACAACGUAUCAAGAGAAUAAGACAGAACAGUCAGAAUGAUCCCAGAUCGCCGUUCUAUGAUACUGUGGGAAAUCGAAUGAAGCCUUUUGCAAGGCUCUAUUUGAAUAGACAACGGCUUUACGAGAAGGCCUGCGAUACCACUUUUGUUGAUGAGUCAGAAGACGAGUCCAAUAAUUGCGAGACAGAGCCUUGGUCAGACUGGUCCCCCUGCUCAGCCACAUGCGGAAGAGGAGUUAAGUAUAAGCAGCGGCGCUACAAACACGAGGAGAGCAAGUACACUUGUCACAAAAAACUAACAGAAAGAGCUGCGUGCGAGGCUGUACGGAAAUAUUGCCCACACAAACACACUUACAAAGAAGAUAAUCCACUUUGUGAGUUGGGUCCUUGGGGAGAAUGGUCCAGCUGCAGCGUCACUUGCGGCAAGGGUGUUAAAACGCGAUCAAGAAGGUACAAAAGUAGAUACGCUACCAAAAUUUGUAUGUCUGGAAAGACAAAGCUUCCGACACUAGAGCAAAACAUGGAGUGCUAUGGAGAAGGAAAGUGCGAUGAAGACGACCUUGAUUCAAUGGAUUUUAAAUGUCCAAAUGAGGUUUGGAGUGACUGGUCCCCAUGUUCGGUCACAUGUGGUAGAGGUUUCAAAGCAAGAUAUAGGCUCUCUAUGGAUAAUAACCGUAGGGAUCCUCUGAGGUGGCCCAUUCAAUUGAGUUCGACAAACUUGUGGAGCCAAAGAGAGGAGAUCUACGAUGAUGAUCCUUGUAAUAAUUUACCAAAUAAGGAAACUGUUGAAUGCUAUGAGGCUCCUUGUCCAGAAGGUUCAGAUUUAAUUGAUAACCCAGCCAUAUGCAGCCUCCCGAAGGAUGUUGGCUAUUGCAAGAGCAAAAUUGACCGUUGGUAUUUCGAUACUACUAAAGGAAAUUGCGAGAUCUUCAGCUAUAGUGGCUGUGAGGGUAACAUGAACAAUUUCAAGACAUUGGAGAGGUGCCAAAGUUUGUGUCUUACUGGAUUUCAGAAAGACCUACAGUCAAACAAAAGUAGACCAAUGUAUGUUUUGGGAACGAAGAAUAAAACAUAUCCAGUCAAUAUACAAAGCGAUGGAAUGAAAGAAUAUCACAUAGGGCCCGGAAUUUCCAUCGUAGAAAACAAUACGAGAAUGAUAGUUCACUGCACAGCAUCUGAUUGGACCAAAUGGAGUCCUUGUUACAUCUCCGACUCUUCUUGUGGACACGGAUUCAGAUAUAAGCUUAGACAUAUCGAGAUACUUCCAAAUAAUGGUGGGAAAUCUUGUCCCACGCGUUUGAUCAGGAGACGAGACUGCCAAAUUCCCUGCACAGAUUAUGACGAAAAACAUUCCAACAAAAACGUACUGAAAUACGACAAUAAAGCGUGCAUUAUGACAGAUUGGAGUCCUUGGACACACUGCCCAAAAAACUGUCAACCAGGAUUUUUCCAGAUGAGAUACAAGUAUGUCCUGGUGGAACCGAACGAUGAAAGUUCUUGCGAUAAUUUGGUUGAGAGAAGGCUCUGCGAAUGCGGGUUCAAAUGACUGAAAAUUUGUUAUUUUUAGGAUAAUUGAUGUUUAGGUGCUUAUUACGGUAUAAAUUCGUGAUGACAUGUGCAAUAAAAUAUUUUGAUACACAAAAAUGGAUUAUUGGUAG